Gigantopelta aegis is the source of this 549-nucleotide messenger RNA. Its product is annotated as ubiquitin-40S ribosomal protein S27a. The transcript is spliced from 5 exons. Gene Ontology annotation, biological process: translation; modification-dependent protein catabolic process; protein ubiquitination. Gene Ontology annotation, cellular component: ribosome; cytoplasm; nucleus. Gene Ontology annotation, molecular function: protein tag activity; structural constituent of ribosome; ubiquitin protein ligase binding. Lineage: Eukaryota; Metazoa; Mollusca; Gastropoda; Neomphalida; Peltospiridae. The record is from RefSeq and is a predicted model, not a curated record. Bases 48 to 521 code for a protein of 157 amino acids.
GUGCAGACCUUUUAUCCUCUUCCGCCUUGAUAGAGGCAGGUAUCACAAUGCAGAUAUUUGUGAAGACCCUCACGGGCAAGACCAUCACACUUGAGGUCGAACCAAGUGAUACAAUUGAAAAUGUGAAAGCUAAAAUUCAAGACAAAGAAGGAAUCCCACCAGAUCAACAAAGAUUGAUCUUUGCUGGUAAGCAGCUGGAGGAUGGACGGACACUGUCCGAUUACAACAUCCAGAAAGAGUCGACCUUACAUCUGGUACUGAGACUCCGAGGAGGGGCCAAGAAACGUAAGAAGAAGAAUUACACAACACCAAAGAAGAACAAGCACAAGAAGAAGAAGGUCAAGCUUGCUGUCCUUAAAUACUACAAGGUUGAUGAAAAUGGAAAGAUCACUCGUCUGCGUAGAGAGUGCCCCAAUGAAGAAUGUGGAGCUGGUGUUUUCAUGGCAUCUCACUUUGAUAGGCAGUACUGUGGGAAAUGCUGUUUGACAUACGUUUUCAAUAAGCCUGAAGACAAAGCAUAGACUGUAUCAUUAAAGCUCCAUGUUCUAA